GAGUUUUCGAGCAGACAUAUAGGUCGCACCAGCUUGAUUAUCUAUUUUUGAUGAAAGAAACCAACACCGUGAUUGGCGAAUAAAAAGAAGCAUUACCUUAUUGACUUCUUUUCUGGAGUGCUUAAAAGCACCAAUAUCACUUCCACGCGAUAUUGUUUCUCGUUCUUCAGAUGAGACCGUAAUGAUAAAUAAUCUCGACAUUGGCCUGGAAAUAAGGAAGAUCCGAGGUGGUUCGUUGUUCAACGAUAUCAACGCGCGAAUGAAUAUGAAACUCGACUGUAUGAACCGCGCUAGUCCCAUAUGCAAAUGGAUUAAGCCGCUCAAGUACUUCGUGUAUUCCGCGCAUGACACCACUGUCAAUGCGUUUUUGUCAGUUUUGGAUAUUACAAAGAAAGUCGUUCAGCCCGGCGGCUAUCCACCGUAUACAUCAGCAGUGUUUAUCGAGUUAUGGAUCAAUCACACCAACAACCAGCCGUAUUUCAAAGUAAAAUCAUGGACAUCUACCGACACUCUCUAUCCAAUCACUCCCUUUAUUGACGCAUGUGGAAAGGCAACCUAUUGCAAAUUGGAAAUCUUCAGACAUUUUGCUGCUUCUACGAAGCCUGACGAGCCAAUAGAGACGGUAAGCAGACAUACUUCGAAACUAACUGCCGUUAUUACUGUGUAG
Angiostrongylus costaricensis is the source of this 667-nucleotide messenger RNA. NCBI's taxonomy places the organism in Eukaryota, Metazoa, Nematoda, Chromadorea, Rhabditida, Metastrongylidae. The record is from the annotation of a GenBank genome assembly.